Messenger RNA from Eleginops maclovinus (Patagonian blennie), 2323 nucleotides. Its product is annotated as zinc finger protein 568-like. The record is from RefSeq and is a predicted model, not a curated record. The transcript is spliced from 3 exons. NCBI's taxonomy places the organism in Eukaryota, Metazoa, Chordata, Actinopteri, Perciformes, Eleginopidae. Gene Ontology annotation, molecular function: DNA-binding transcription factor activity, RNA polymerase II-specific; RNA polymerase II cis-regulatory region sequence-specific DNA binding. The coding region runs from base 52 to 1314 and encodes 420 amino acids. Gene Ontology annotation, biological process: regulation of transcription by RNA polymerase II.
CCCCCCUCGACAUUUUCCCGGAAGUAAACCAAAAUAAAACCUCUCGAAAGGAUGUCUUUCCCCUCCUCUUUCGGUUCGCAGGUUUCCGCCAUCAUGGAUGUGUUGGCGAAAGCUGCAGUCACAGAAAUAACGAAGCUGGUGGAGGAGGGGAGUGUGGUGUUCAGGCUGGAGAUGUGUCGGAGGGACGGGGAGAUCCAGGAGCUCAAGAGAAGUUUAAAGCUCAUGGAGGUGGAGCUCUCUAAAGCCCAAGAAGCAGUCAACACCCGGGCAAUAAUAGAGGAGAAACAGGAGCCAACAGCAGCCGGGAACCAGGUCCCUCGAACAGAUGAACAAGAAAAUCAGGAAACAUGUAGAGUGUAUCUGGACCCGAAGUCUGCUCAUUCCCUGUGCGACCCGGGACACGUAACAGAGGAGAUCCACGACAUGAAGCCAGCGGUGAAACACGAGCCUGCAGAGGGACCCUCCGCCCAUGAAUCAACAGACAACUCUGUACCAGCACCCAUUUGCUUUGAGGCGCGAGAGCCAGAUGACAUGAUUUGGCCUCUUCCUGCUUGCAGCAUGUUUGAUAAAAGCUCUGUUGCUAUGCAGCAGAACAUGCAGAUUUCCCCCCCUGAAAGUGAGCAAUAUGCUGCUCACAGAAACACAGAAAGCUCCUAUAACUCGUCAUCAGCUGCAGCAGAGGACAUGGCAGGUGGUUCUUUAAACCUGCCCAUAAAAGUAGAGGUAGAGACUCGACCUAUGUGCAUGGGAAGUACGGCUGCUCAUAAUGAGCAGUUCACACAUGCUCCACAUCCUGCAUUCAGUCAGGAUCAGUGUUUGCAGUCUGCUUCACAACAUGCCGGGCCAUCACUAGCCCCGCCUCAUGCUCAGAGGUCCACAGCAGAUACAUUAGGAUCACACACAGAGGGUCACAUCCUCAAUAUAAACAACCAGAGAGCAAAAAGGCUCAUGAAUGUGUGGAGAACAAAUCAGAAACUGUUCAUCUGCUCGGUCUGCAACAGAGGUUUCCCUCGCAAGUCUCAGCUAGAGGUGCACAUGGCCUCCCACCAGGCUUUUAAACCCUACCGGUGCCUCGAAUGCGGGAAAUCUUUCACCCAGAAGACCCGGCUGAAGACGCACCAAAGCGUCCACACGGGGGAGAGGCCGUACAGCUGCAAGAUCUGCGGCAAGAUGUUUUCGAGGCAGGACAACUGCCUGAGACACGAGCGGUUCCACAGCGGGCUGAGGCCGUACAGCUGUGCACAGUGUGGUAAAAGCUUCACUGUGCUGGGUAACCUCAAAAUACAUCAAGAGAUUCAUCUGCAAGGAAGAUAGCGCUCAGAAGAGAGUUUACAUCAUGUACUUUGACAGAUUAAAUGCAUUUAAUACACGCAUAAAGUGUAAAUGUUGCAUUUAAGGGUGGUACACGCAUAAAGUGUAAAUGUUGCAAAUCAUGGGUGAGGAACAUUUCGAUGGUUUUAUUUCAGCAAUUGCUCUAAACAAUGUACUGCAUUUUGUGCUGACAUGAUGUUGCCCAACCUAACCUGAAAUUCAUAAUAGCCCAAACUCCCUCUGUGUCAUAGUAAAGGGAGUGUGGGUAAGUGCCUUUGUAAUAACUAUACUGUAGUAACUACUUGUGUUUUAAAUUAACAUAUAAUUUGAAUUCAUCUCAAGAUAGUAUUAGUUUUUUUCCCCUGCUGGAUUUUUACACUUUUAUACAUUUAAAAUGAUUCCCACACGUUCUUGAGAAUAUUGUGAGAUUUUUAAUUUGAGAGGAAAAUGUGACUCUGGGGUGUUUUUGAAAAUAGACACGGGUCAUUGAAAAUGCUUGAAUUUGUAUAUUUUUUGGAACGAUAAAAUGUUUUUCUUUCACUUGAUGUUAGUAUAAAGGCUUCCUCCCGCUGUCUGCAUGUGUCUCCUCGCAGUCACGUCACACACAUCUUCCUUAAAGAUGGACUUUACCUUAAUUUGUGUCUAAAACUAUGCAAUGUUGGGUGUGUAAAUUUGAUGGAAUUGGGCCUUAAAGGUACUUAAAAAGUCCUUUAGUUGGAUGAUUUAGAAGGUGUCUUAACCCUGAUAUAAAAUAAUAUCAAAUUCUUUAAAAAAAACCUUUAAAAUAAGUACUAAUAUGACGUUAUGUAUUAUAUGCCUGCUUAUUUUUCCAAACAUGUUUGAUUAUGUUACAUAUUUGUACCAUGAUGAAUGUAUUUAAUUUAUAUUUAAUUUACCUUUUUCUUAUCUUUGAUUUGAUAAUGACUUUUCGGUUAUGAGUUAAUAAACAUGGUUGAAUGAAAUAAUAUUCUAUUGGGAGAUAGAACAUGUCUUUAAUAAAUAAAGUAUGUCA